AGCACGCUUUGCCUUCCUCAGCCCUCCAUUCAAGAAUGAAAAAUCAAGAAAAAGACAUAUCUUUUUGAAUAAUAUUUUCAAAGAAAACUUUCAUUUCUGGUGAAUGCAAUCUGAGUACAAAAUAAAAAAAUCAUACUAAAUCCGGCGUUGAGCUUGGGAGGCCUUCUAAAAUACACAGGAAAUGCUUAGCAGGGUGUCCAGGCAUUGGUUCUCCACUGCUUCAUCUCAUCCAUGGCUCUUCGUGGGCUUAGGCAACCCCGGCGAGAAAUACCAAGGAACAAGACAUAAUGUAGGGUUCGAGAUGAUCGAUGCGUGUGCAAAAUCACUAGGGAUUUCAGUGGACACUGUUCACUGCAAAGCUCUCUUUGGACAAGGUUACGUCGGCGAUAUUCCAAUUUUCCUUGCAAAGCCGCAGACAUACAUGAAUUUGAGCGGUGAAUCUACUGGACCACUUGCAGCAUACUAUAAGAUGCCACUCAAUCGUGUUGUGGUGUUUUUUGAUGAUAUGAACUUACCUUGUGGGGUACUUCGUCUACAGCACAAAGGGGGGCAUGAAGGUCAUAAUGGGAUGAAGAGUGUAAUCUAUCAUUUUCGAGGCAAUAGGGAAUUUGCUCGACUAAGAAUUGGGAUUGGAAAGCCUCCAGGUCAAAUGGAUCCCAAAGCCUUCUUGCUUCAAAAGUUCAAUGUAGGGGCCCGUGAACGAGAACCGUCUACAAAAUGGUGGCCAGCAAGCCAAAAUAAUCAGGCUCUUCGAAGAAAGUUGUUUACUGAGUUUAGCAUGAUAGAUUCUGCUUUACAAGAAGGGAGUGAAGCACUGAAACUCCUUAUAUCCAAAGGUUUGACGGAGAGUGCUAGAUGCUUUAACAGGGAACAAAAGUAUAAGCAUUUAAGAUUACAGACAUUACAAGUGUGAGCAUCAAAUUUCCAAUAACCAUAAUUCUCUCUAAGUUGGUCAUUGGUUUUGCCAAGGAGAGACUAAACAAGAAUGUCCCAUAUGAUGAAGAAACUUCACUCUUAAAGGCAGAUGUCCUGAUGUUCUAUCAGAGGUUUAAUCUAGCGAUAUAAAAAAAAAGGUCAAUUAUUAGGCAAUGAAAGAUCCCAAAAUUGGCAGAGAAGUCUUAGGAAACACCAUACAAUCCAUUAUACAGUUCUGGGGAAAGUUCUAUCAAUUUCCAUGCUAAUUUCUGUUAGUGCAUCAGUCCGAGAGCAGUCGAACACAAGCAAACAUUUCCUAUUGCUGACAUAAAUUAGCCCCUAAUUGAAGAAUGAAGUUUGUUUUAUUGACCAUGUAAUAACUUAUCUUUGGCUAUUACAUUAUUACUUCUAAACAUGGAUAAGAUGUUAUCUUAGCCUACAGUUGCUAUCCUUUUUCUUUAAAUAAAAAUUCUUUGUUUAUUAGGGAGA
Nelumbo nucifera (sacred lotus) is the source of this 1404-nucleotide messenger RNA. Its product is annotated as Peptidyl-tRNA hydrolase family protein. Lineage: Eukaryota; Viridiplantae; Streptophyta; Magnoliopsida; Proteales; Nelumbonaceae. The record is from RefSeq and is a predicted model, not a curated record. Gene Ontology annotation, molecular function: peptidyl-tRNA hydrolase activity.